Messenger RNA from Cimex lectularius (bed bug), 1342 nucleotides. It is a transcript of the gene Tap42, whose product is annotated as immunoglobulin-binding protein 1b. Gene Ontology annotation, molecular function: protein phosphatase 2A binding. Gene Ontology annotation, cellular component: cytosol. The transcript has 3 exons. The coding region runs from base 267 to 1331 and encodes 354 amino acids. Lineage: Eukaryota; Metazoa; Arthropoda; Insecta; Hemiptera; Cimicidae. Gene Ontology annotation, biological process: regulation of signal transduction; regulation of dephosphorylation. The record is from RefSeq and is a predicted model, not a curated record.
GCUAUAUAGAAAUAAAACAAAAGCUUCGUUAUUUAAUUUUUUAAAAGUUAUUUUUUCAUUCCACAAAGCUAAAAAUUUAUGAAUGACGAUUGAAGGGUGUGUGAGCAUGUUGGCCAAACGUGAGGACUGAGGCUGCCCGUGAGUAGUUGUUUACUACCUGGCUACCAAAAACCUCGUUUUUAUUAAUAGAAUCUGUGAAUAUCUUUGUUUCUUCUUUUCUUUUCAACACAAUUUUUUCUAUUUACAAGCCCUCUCGACGCUUUUAAAUGGCAGGAGCCGAAAAUGACGAGAAAAAACUGCUGGAACUGUUCGACGAAGGGUUCAAACUAUUUCAGUUCGUCCACAACACGGACGAACCGACCAAUAGUUUAUGCGUUCAGAACAAAGUCAAACAGGCGAUGAGGAUUUUUGAAGAGGCGACUCGGCUUACAUCCGCUGUUGGGAUAUUCAGCACGAAUGAGAACGUGGACGAGAUUGCCACUGAGAAUCUGCGCCUUUUCCUCUUGCCAGCGCUGCUUGGCUCGUUAGCGCUUAAAUUAACAGGCAACUCGAACAGAAUAGAGAUCGUCGAAACGGGAGACACGUAUUUCAGGGACUUUUUGCAAAGGUGUAACGACUAUGAGAUAUCCAACGUCGACAUACCCGCCCCUGAAGCCAUCAUUCAGUCUGAACAGUCACCACCACAGAAACGAUGCACCUUUGACAUCUUGUCUGCUGCCAAAAACCGAGCGCACAAAAUUCAGAGGUACAAAGAAGAAAAGGCGCUAGAGGAAGAAUUGGCGCAGUUGUUAAAAGCAGUAGAAAGUCCUAAUGUCGAUGAAGAAAUUAAAAGAGAAUAUUAUCUUAAACUUAUUAAAUCUUAUGUCGGUAAGGCCGAAGAAGAGUUGGAUUGCUUGCAGUCGGAAAAGAAAAUUCUAAUACACAUAAAGAACAACGCCAAAAAUGACUCGUUGGCCAGUAGUGAAGACACAAAGAGGCGAGGGAAGAUCCCUCCACCUAAGCCAUUGAUGCCGGUCAUUAUAACAAAAGAUGAGGUCCAAAAGGCGGUUUACGGAGCCGGCUACCCGAGUCUGCCUACAAUGACCGUCCAGGAGUUCUAUGACAAAAGGGUCCGUGAUGGGAUUUUUCCCGACCCGUCAAAACAGAGCACCAGCUUAAUGGCGAUGGCAUCUCAAGGUAUCAGCCCGAGGGAUGAGGAAGAACGUGAAAAUAAGGAAAAGGAAGCGCGCGAAGACAGAGACGACCAAAUGGAGCUCAAUAGGCAAAGAGCGAUGGACGAAUUCAAGGAUGAUAACAAGCGUGGUUAUGGAAACCGAUACAAUAGAAGCUAACUAAAUCUUUA